Molecule: messenger RNA, 2592 nt
Organism: Paramisgurnus dabryanus
Lineage: Eukaryota; Metazoa; Chordata; Actinopteri; Cypriniformes; Cobitidae
Source: RefSeq, a predicted model, not a curated record
AGGGAUGAUUCAACAGUUCUUAGUUAAGGUAAUAACAUAUUUUAAUAUUGAAAAUGAGUAGACUAUUCCUUUAACAUCAAAGCACUUCUUAUCUGAGAUGACAUGCACACUUUUGUUUUAUGAUUUCUUUGUCCUCAACCUACCACAAUCAUUUCUUACUGCGGCAUUUGCCAUUUUCUAAUUUUGCGAAAGCACGGCUGGGUUCUUUAAAAAAAAAAAAAACUUGAUAACAUUGAAUAUUAACUAAAAUGCAAUAAAGUAGUAAUCAAUAAUAGUGACAUUUAAUGCAGCCUUAUGAAAUAUUGAUCAGUAGCAUUGACAAAUCUUCAGUGGAAAAAAUUUAAACAUAUCAGUGGAAAAACCUUAUAAGUGAAAACAAUCAUAUAGCAUCAAUGUAUCAUGUCAAUUAAAACAACCAUAGUAACUUACUUUUUUAAGUUGAACCAACAAAUACAUUUUUUACAAGUGAAUCAAUCUUUUCAACUUUUUCUCCCAUAUGUGCAAAAUGUGAAAUAGCCAAACAAGCUUAAUGCGGUUUAGUAUAAAUUCUGUGUCAGCCUUUCGAUAUUCUAAUGCAGUUUAUGGCUGUAUAAGUGAAAUGUAUUGUCCGUCCCGUUUGUUUAACUGGACCUAAUCGGUUCUCAGUAUAUGAAUGUGAAUUUUUGUCAUUUUAUUAAUCAAUAAUAAAUUUGAAUACUUCAUCUUUGAACAAGUGUGCAUUCAUUUUAAAUCCUAUUAAUUUUUUUGAAGUAUUGUUUAUGUUCUCUUUAUACUUGCUACCUAGUGACUAACAUUACCUCAGUAAUGCCAUAUUUGAGAUUUAGGAUUAGAAUAUCUGUGAAUAUCAUACAGGUGGUUAUAUUUGAAUGUUUCUUAUUUUGUCUUUUUGGAAACUAGAUAACUCUUGGUUAAGUUUGCAUGGGCAAAAGCAGCUUGGACACGAUGUGAACCCCACAGUCUAAAAUUGUCACAUUAUUUUCAUAUCCCCUUUAUUUUGGCCUAAAUGUGUUUGAUAUUUUGCGUAUUUUCAAAGACUGACAUAAAUUGAUCAGAGAAUAUCAAAUCAGUUUUGUGAUAUGUUUUUGUAUAAAGUUUUAUAUGCAGGUAUAUGAGACCCGAUAUCUCUGUGUAGAAGUUUGAAGAGAGUCGUCUUAGAAAUGGUAACAUAUUAAAGGCCGUACCCUGCCCUGAUCUCUCUAGCAACAACCACAUAAUGAAUGAUCUCUCUCUCUCUCUCUCUCUCUCGCGCUCGCUCACUCCACCCCUCUUCAGUGGUGUAUAAGUACAGUUGUCAUCUUUCUCCUCAUAAUUUCUCUUCAGAUUCCUCCACAGGAUUUGACUCCUGAUCUCUGAGGAUGGAUAACGCCACAUACAGCUACGUGAAUGACUGCACUCCGCUCACUAACUGUAAGGCUGGCCGUAAGGCGGGGGGCUCGACCGUGGUCAACAUGGGCCAUGCAGGCAAGAAACCCCCAAACGAUUAUCUGAUCUGGUCUCUCUGUAACACUCUCUAUGUCAACUUCUGCUGCCUGGGGUUCAUGGCUCUCAUCUACUCCAUCAAGGCCCGAGAUCAGAAAACCCUGGGCGACAUGCGGGCAGCGCAGGAAUGCUCAGACAAGGCUAAGUGGUACAACAUUUUGGCAUCGGGCUGGAAUCUCCUGAUUCCUCUGUUGUUUCUGGGUAUGCUGGUCCUGCUCAUUGUUCAUCUGGGCAGCUCACAGGGAUCGUUUGAUUUCUUCGGUGAAGAUGGAUUUCAGAGCUUCAUGAACCUGUUCAGCAGGUAGACAGAUGACACAAGGAAUCACAAGAUAAAAACUCAACCUUCAGGACUGUAAACUCCUACACCUCUCUGACAACAUCUUGGUUUCUUUAUCUAUACCGUGAAUUAUUAUUAUUAUUAUUAUUAUUAUUUAGAUUGUUUUAUUCAUUAUAAAUGUCAGUAUACUAUAUGUUAACUGAUAUCUACUUUAUGUUUCUAUUUUAUACAGCAAAUUGGUAUAACAGUAUUUAAUAAAAUAUUUAAUGUCCUCCAUAUUAUUUUCUUUUGCACGUGUUUCUUUGCACGGAUUUCAUCACUUUUGUCUAAAAAAAAAAAACAUUAAAUGAGUAGCGUAAAAUUUACAAACAAAAUGUAUUUUUAAUUAUUUUCUCUGACUUGAAUGAGUUUUGUGAAACACUUGCAUGUUAAAAAAUGUACUUGAAAAUAAAACCACAGACAUUUCAACCUUAAAUGCAAUGCUUGACAUAAUCCAUAACCACAUCACAUAAAUCAAAGCCAUAACUUAUGCUAGCUUUAUCUCUAUGGUAGAAAACACAGGUUAACAGGUUAAGUUCUGUGUUAUCCAGCUGUAUGUUUUUCAUGAGGUUUGUGUUUCUUAUGUUUUAAAGACAGAGCGAGUGCUGUGGUUUAGGUCUCAUAUGUCUCUGUAUGGUCUGUAAUGUUGGGCCGUGUGGCCUGUGCUUACAGUGGUGACUCCUCCCAGCCGUGUGGGUAUUUUUACCAUUUAAAUGACAGAGUUUUGUGCCAGCCUUCACUCCCCUUCUAUUUAAGUCAAUAUGAGAAGUGGACACAGAUGUGCAGAGACUCGAUUA